This is a messenger RNA of Jaculus jaculus (lesser Egyptian jerboa), 620 nucleotides long. It is a transcript of the gene Rps10, whose product is annotated as ribosomal protein S10. Gene Ontology annotation, molecular function: structural constituent of ribosome; RNA binding. The record is from RefSeq and is a predicted model, not a curated record. Gene Ontology annotation, cellular component: cytosolic small ribosomal subunit. The transcript has 6 exons. Lineage: Eukaryota; Metazoa; Chordata; Mammalia; Rodentia; Dipodidae. The coding region runs from base 75 to 572 and encodes 165 amino acids.
CAGCCCGGAAGAGACGCUGCGUCGCGCCCGCCCCUUCCUUUCCUGCCUCGGCCUCGGACCCUGCAGCCGCCGCGAUGUUAAUGCCCAAGAAGAACCGGAUUGCUAUAUAUGAACUCCUGUUUAAGGAGGGGGUGAUGGUGGCCAAGAAGGACGUCCACAUGCCCAAGCACCCCGAGCUGGCAGACAAGAAUGUACCCAACCUUCACGUCAUGAAGGCCAUGCAGUCUCUCAAGUCCCGAGGGUACGUGAAGGAACAGUUUGCCUGGAGGCAUUUCUACUGGUAUCUUACCAACGAGGGCAUCCAGUAUCUCCGUGAUUACCUUCACCUGCCUCCUGAGAUUGUGCCUGCCACCCUGCGCCGCAGCCGUCCUGAGACUGGCAGGCCUCGGCCCAAAGGGCUGGAGGGUGAGCGGCCUGCAAGACUCACCAGAGGGGAAGCUGACAGAGACACCUACAGACGGAGCGCUGUGCCCCCCGGUGCUGACAAGAAAGCAGAGGCUGGUGCUGGGUCAGCAACUGAGUUCCAGUUUAGAGGCGGAUUCGGUCGUGGACGUGCUCAGCCACCUCAGUAAAGCUGAAGAGAGUUAUUUUGUGUUGAAUAAAUUUUUAGCCAGAAAACA